This is a messenger RNA of Pyricularia pennisetigena, 939 nucleotides long. RefSeq lists its product as uncharacterized. Lineage: Eukaryota; Fungi; Ascomycota; Sordariomycetes; Magnaporthales; Pyriculariaceae. The record is from RefSeq and is a predicted model, not a curated record. The coding region runs from base 1 to 939 and encodes 312 amino acids. The transcript has a single exon.
AUGGUUCGCUCAGCGUCCACCCUCUUCGCCAUCGUGGCAUCCCUCAGCUUUCAAAAAUUCACAUCAGCAGUCCCCAUAUCAGGGCUGGACCGUACCGUCAUGUCAUAUGGGCUCACGACCCGCGACAUCGAGAGCCAAAUACCAGAAGUACUCUCGAGACGAGACGAUGCAACAUCACCCGAAACCCGCGGCAAGGAGCUGCUGGACCUGCAUCAGAAAGCAAUCAAGGACAACGUCGCCGACUCGACCACCUCGUCCGACAAGAAGGACGCCACGGGCUUCGACCCGAGCGACCCGCUCAAGAGGCCGCUCGUCUUCCCAGACACCAUGUCCGGGCUCGUGCACGGCGUCACCAAGGUGUCGCUGCCGGACUGGCGCGUCAUCGCGACCGAGUGGGAGGCGGUCAGGGACUUUUCCAAAGACGACAUGGACGGGUUCGAGCCCAGCGGCAAGGCGCGCCGCAUCAAGCUGCAGCAGUCGCACGACAAGGCCGUGGUCGAGGGCCUGUACGGCGAGGACGGCGACUUCAUGGCGCUGUCGACGGCCCACUCGAGCCGGGCCGACAAGGACGUGCCCGUGUUCGAGAUGGUGUGGCAGUCGUUUGCCGACGUGGCCGGCGACAAGGUCAAGAACCUCAAGGCCAUCUACCUCAUGGACCUGGCGUCGGACGACUUCAAAAAGGUCGCCGAGCUCAACUACGAAGACACGAAACAAGACAAGGAAAGGAAGGUGACGUGGGAGAUCAAGAACAACCCGAGGCCAAAGAGGUUCCAGCGCUUCGUGGGCGCGGACCCCGUGUCGGGCAUGUUGAUGAUGCUGAUGAACCACCAUCAGAAGCUGGGGAACAAGGAGGUGACAAAGAUCAUCACCAUGCCGGCCAAGGGUAGCAGGGACCUGAGCAAGGUCACGGUUGCACUGAUAUUGGAGGAUGCAAAAUAG